AUGAUUGUAUGUGACUCUGAUCUUCAAAUCAUGUGUUUGCUUGGUACUCGAACACUUCAUUAUGCUCCAAAGACUGCAGGGCAAAUAGUGAACGCCUGCUGUGUUCUGCACAACAUUGCGAACCGCGCCAAAAAUCCUGUCCUGCCUUUACUGCCUGAGGAAGUUGUAGCGGAGAAUUUGCGUCAAUAUCAGGUUCAAGAAGAUUUGAGAGCAGAGGCUGAGACCGUAGUAACGAUAGGUGGUCGGGUUAAUCGUGACCUGCUGGAAGGCCGGGCCAUGCAGCAGGCACUUGUGAACAAAUUGUGGGCAGAAAGAUAA
Messenger RNA from Arctia plantaginis, 318 nucleotides. The record is from the annotation of a GenBank genome assembly. NCBI's taxonomy places the organism in Eukaryota, Metazoa, Arthropoda, Insecta, Lepidoptera, Erebidae.